Molecule: messenger RNA, 937 nt
Organism: Prunus mume (Japanese apricot)
Lineage: Eukaryota; Viridiplantae; Streptophyta; Magnoliopsida; Rosales; Rosaceae
Source: RefSeq, a predicted model, not a curated record
AUGGCAGUGGGUUUGCUCAAUUUAGAAAGUCAAGAUCGCCGCCAUGGUUCACAAGUCGGUCGUGGCCCGAACGUGGACAUAUAUGGGCAUUCUCAGGGGUUUUGGGGCUUCUCGGAAGAAAAACUUACAGUUGUUAUACGAAUGCUGGCGUAUGGUUCAUUUGCUGAUCAGGUGGAUGAGAUUGGCACAGGUUAUCCUCCGGAAGGUCAGUCACUUCGCUUCACCAUUGAUAUGGACAUUGAUGAGCAUAAGGAUGUGAUUUACUUCACAAAUUCAAGCACAAUAUUCCACAGAAGGAAAUUCAUGUCAUCAAUCUUGAAUGGAGACCGGACUGGCAGAUUACUCAAAUACAAUAAAUCAAACAAAGAAGUAACGGUUUUACUACGAGGUCUUGCCUUUGCCAACGGUGUUGCAUUGAGCAAAGACCACUCUUUUGUGCUAGUGGCUGAAACAACUACUUGCAGGAUCUUGAGGCUUUGGCUUCAUGGUCCAAAUGCUAGAAAUACUAAUACUUUUGCAGAGCUUCUAGGAUUCCCAGACAACAUAAGAAGGAACUCGAAAGGGGAGUUUUGGUUUGCACUGCAUGCAAAGAGGGAAUUUUUCGCUAAGUGGUUUGUCUCUAACAGAUUGGUUGGGAAGUCACUGCUAGAGCUUCCCCUUGAUUUUAAACAACUGCAUUCGCUACUAGUCGGAGAGAAGGCCCAUGCAACUGCUAUCAAGUUAAGCGAGAGAGGUGAAAUUUUGGAAGUUUUGGAAGAUUGUGAGGGAAAAAAUAUGAGAUUCAUUAGUGAAGUGGAGGAGAAGGAUGGCAAGCUGUGGAUUGGGUCAGUUUUAGUGCCAAUUCUAGGCAUUUAUGAACUGUAGGAAUUAGGAAACAAGUACUUAAGUAAUUGUAAUGGUACAUGAUCUUUGAUUUGUGAAUUUAUGCUUGAGUUUC